AUGAACGACCAACCCAUCAAGCAGAUCCUACAUCGGCCCAAGACCUCUGGAAGAAUGUUGAAAUGGGCAAUCGAGUUAAGUGAAUUUGAUAUUGAAUUCAGGCCAAGGACGGCUAUUAAGGCACAAGCUCUAGCAGACUUCAUCGUUGAACUCACCCUUUCGCCCGAGCACCCACCAGGGGGACAGGCAGAUUGGAAAAUUUUUGUCGAUGGAUCUUCGAACGAUGAAGAAUCCGGGGCUGGGAUCAUAAUGAUAGGUCCGAAUGGGGAAGAGUUGGAAUACUCGUUGCGUUUUGAAUUCCUAGCUAUAAAUAACGAUGCCGAGUACGAGGCAGUGAUCACAAGUUUAAGAUUGGCAGCCAAACUCGGGAUAACUUCAGCAGAAAUUUGCAGCGACUCUCGAUUGAUAAUCGGGCAAGUGACGGGGGAGUUCGAAGCAAAAGACGAAAAGGUGGCAGCAUAUUUAAUGGAGGUCAAAAACUUGCAGAAGGGGUUCACCAGGUUUAAGAUAACUAAGGUUCCGCGAAAGGACAAUGAGCGGGCAGAUGCGCUGGCUAAACUCGUAUUCGCUAACCCCAAACGUCUGCCUCGCACAGCAAGCGUGCAAAUUCUGCGGCAACCUAGCAUCCCACACACGACAGAUGUUAUGAAUAUAAAGUAUGAGGAGAGUUGGAUGGACCCGCUGUUUGAAUAUCUAACAAAGAAUAAAUUGCCGGAAGAUGCUUUCACGGCGAGAAGGCUAAAAAUUUGGGCAGCCUUGUUUGCCGUCAUCGAUGGACUGCUCUACAAGCGAGGUUUCACAAUGUCAUAUUUGAAGUGUUUGCGACCAACAGAGCCACAGGAGGUGCUAGUCGAGACGCUUCGACAAGGAUAUUAUUGGCCUAGUAUGAAGGAAGAUGCUAAAGAUUUAGUUGGGAAAUGCGAUGCAUGUCAACGCCAUGGGAAUUUGAUCCACAUUCCUAUCGAGCAACAGACGGCAAUUUUUGGGGUGUGCCCUUUCUUUCAAUGGGGGAUGGACAUCUUGGGACCUUUGUCCCUGGCCAAGGGACAAAGGAAGUUCUUGCUAGUCGCCGUAGACUACUUUACUAAGUGGGUGGAGGCUGAACCCUUGGCCACCAUCACGACUACAAAGAUACAGGGAUUUGUCUGGAAGAAUAUCAUAUGCAGGUUCGGCAUACCCAGAGUAAUCAUUACUGAUAAUGGAAAACAAUUCGAUAAUCAUAGUUUUCGAGCCUUCUGCACAAGUUACCACAUCGACCACAGACUGACUUCAGUUGCUCACCCAUAG
Molecule: messenger RNA, 1287 nt
Organism: Olea europaea var. sylvestris
Lineage: Eukaryota; Viridiplantae; Streptophyta; Magnoliopsida; Lamiales; Oleaceae
Exons: 2
Coding region: 1-1287 (428 amino acids)
Biological process (GO): DNA integration
Molecular function (GO): nucleic acid binding; RNA-DNA hybrid ribonuclease activity
Source: RefSeq, a predicted model, not a curated record